AUGAAAUAAGAAAAAGAGAUAAUAUUUAAUGGAGAAUUUGAUGAUAGUGAAGAAGAAGAUGACGAUUAAUCAUAAGAUUAAGAAAGCGAUGAAGAAUAAACUAAAAAAAAGAAAAAGAAAUUGCUUUAAAACACAAAUAAAAAUUUAAUUAUGAAUGUUUCAGGUAAUACUUACAUUAUUAAAUAGAUACUUAGUAUCCUGUUGUGAAAUUUGUUGGAAAAAUGAUAUACAAAUUUAAAUUGUAAUAUGUUCCAUAUUAGGAAGUAAAUAACUGGGAUUUUUGUUGGACAGACAAUGCUGUACUUCCUGAAACUUUGGCUAAAAUGCAAUGUAAGAUAUCAUAUAUAAAUUAUUAUAGCACAUUAAAAGAUUAAUCAUUUCCCAGGUAUGUAUUCGUUAGCUCGUAAAAAUCAUCUAGGCAAAAAUUUGAACAAAAUGUAGAAACAAUUUCCAGAUGAAUAUGACUUUUAUCCAAGAACUUGGAUGUUACCAAGUGAAUAUAAUGAUUUCAAACAAUAAUUUGGCAAAGCUAAAACAUUUAUACUGAAACCUGAAGCAUCUUGUUAAGGCAAAGGUAUAAUUUCAGCUCAUAUCAAAAGGAAUCUUCUUAACUCGCUCUAUAGAAUCUAUUAAUCCUACUGAACAUUAUGUUGCAUAAAGAUAUAUUCAUAAACCACUUCUUAUUGAUGGAUUAAAGUUUGAUUUAAGAAUGUAUGUAUUAAUUUGUGGUUGUGAUCCUUUAAGAAUAUAUUUAUAUAAAGAAGGUUUAGCAAGAUUUGCAACUUAAGCAUAUAUUGUUCCAAAUACAAAUAAUUUAGAUGAUGUUUGUAUGCAUUUAACUAAUUAUGCUAUAAAUAAAGAUAAUCCUAAUUUUAUAUUCAACUCUGAUGAAAAGAAAAUGGAUGUUGGACAUAAAAGAAGUAUGUCCAGUGUUUUUUAACUAUUAAGAGAUUAAGUAAUUAUUUUUUAAUUAUAAAUAGAAUCAAAAUGUUGAUUAAUUGCUUGAUGAUAUAAAAGAUUUAAUAAUCAAAACUUUUUGUUCAGUUUAGCCAAUUUUACAAUAAAAUUAUACUUAAGUUGAUAAUUAUGCUAAUAAUAUGUGUUUUGAGAUUCUUGGAUUUGAUAUUUUAAUAGAUAGUUCCUUGAAACCAUAUUUACUUGAAGUCAACCAUACUCCUAGUUUUACUACUGAUACACCUUUAGAUUAAUAUAUUAAAAAGAAUUUAAUAGCUGAUACUAUUACAUUAAUGAAUAUCAAUCUAAAAACUAAAAAUGAGAUAAUAUAAUAAAAAAAAGAUGAAAUGUAGAAAAGAGUAUUAACAGGCAAAAAGACAAAGUUAUCAACUGAAGAAAAGAAAUUAAUUAAAUUAUAAUGUUAAAAAUAAAGAGAUGAUUAUGAAUCAUAAAAUAAGGGAAAUUAUGAAUUGAUUUAUCCAUGUUCUAAGUCUUAUGAUGAAUAUUUAUAACAUUCUUUAAAACUGUAUGAAGAGUGGACUGGAGCAAGUAAAUUAUAAUUAAAUAAUUUAGAUAUAAGAAGAAAUCAGAAAAAAGAAUCUAUUCAAAUAAAUUAAGAACCUCAAAAUAAAUCUUAAUCUCAACCUAAAAAGAUUAUACUUGAAAAGAAGAGCACUUUAUAUAAACAUGUUCAGAGUAGAAUCAAUACAAAUUUAUUUCCAACUAAUAAAAAUGAGUAGAAUAAAGGAAAUGAAAUUAUUUAGGAAGGGGAAGAACAACCUCCAAAUUAAAUAGAUACUAUACCUGAAGUGGAUAAUGAUAAUUUUGUUCCUUAUGAAGAUUAUUAAUAACAGUCAUUAGAAUCAAUUAAAGAUUUAUGUGCUUUUACAGAAAAACAAGGAAGAGAAUUAUAGAUUUUGGAUUUGAUUUAAUAUAGAAAAGUUGAUAAUAGGCUUAAUAAUUCGCAUAUUUAGUAAUAAAAUGUAUAAAGCAUUUUAUCUCCACUUUCUUCAAUUAAGGGAGUGUUAUAGGGUAUAGCAAUUAAGAAUGUAAAGCAAUUUGCUAUUAGAAAAAAUAAUAAAAAUGUUAAAUCCUCAUCAAAAUAAAUAAAUGAAAGUGAACAUGAAAAACUGUAAGAAAACUAAUAAAAAUAAUAAAUUAUAUAAUCUCAAUAAUUAUAUUAGUAAAGUAAUCCACAAGGGAUGAAUGGAGCCUAUAUUAAACCAAAAGUAUUUAGUUUAAAAUUAUCACAUCCUCCAAAAGGAUAUAAAUUGUAAUCUCUCCCUUUAUUGAUACAAUAAAAUUAUACUAAAUUUAGAUAUGAAUGA
Molecule: messenger RNA, 2282 nt
Organism: Paramecium pentaurelia
Lineage: Eukaryota; Ciliophora; Oligohymenophorea; Peniculida; Parameciidae
Source: the annotation of a GenBank genome assembly